ACUAGCUCUCAAUGAAACUCAUUGGUUGAGUGUUUUGUUUCUAGAUCACGUGGACCAUUUUACGCAGUCCACGGGUUCCGCAGGCACUCUAAGCCCAGAUGUCUUCGUGGUCGCUCUUUCUACAAUGCUCGGCGCUCCUUCCUUUCGCUACCCUUGGCACGCUUGCCCCGAGUCCAAACGCCUGCACGCGAGCAAUGGGUGAAAGGUGAAACGAAAGCAACAUGCGCGCAAAGAAGAGAAGAAAUAAUGGUCCCUGUACAGCACGCCAGAAGUUUUCACGCGCAGCAGGCACAACCCUUCACCCUCGCUCCUGCCCACGUCAUUAAGUUACCGCCUCGCGAGCACAGAACUAGAUACACCAGCACCUCAACCCAAGUGCACAACUUCUGCUCCUUCAGCAUCACAACACACUCGCUUUUCUAUAAUUCUCACGUCAUUCAUUAUGGGCCACGGUAUUUUAUUCCGCUGGGAAGAUUCGCCAGCUUUGAAACACCACUGCGGCUUCUGCGACCGCCCAUUAUCUCACCCUGGCGCCAGGUCGUCCUGCUUUGGCAUCCACGCGGAGCCAUGCCAUCGUUUCCAUCAGGCCAUGUUCAUGCGCAAUCGCGCCCACAUGUGUGCCAUGUGCCUCGGCGCCGACGAAGCUCACCACAAACGCCACGUCGACAUCGCUGAGCGACUCCGCGCCAUCUACGAGAGUUGUGGCGAGGAGUGGCCGAUUAUCCCGACGGCGGAGCCCGAGAGAGGCCGGCCGAGAACACGAGAGUCAGAAGACGCCGAGGACGAGGACGAGGACGAGCGCAGCUCCAUUUCGGGUGGCGCAGCCGCUAAGCGGAAGGAGAGAAAGGAACAGAAGAGGUUGAUCAGGGCAGCGAGUAGGCCUAGAGUCAUCACACAGGACGAGAUCAAAUACAUCGAUUCCGUCCUCCACCCGGCGUCUGCUGCCGACGGUGACGCCGAAGGCCCCUCCAACCCCGAUGAAGUCGACGAGAUCGAGAAGAACCUCCGCUACAAUGCCCAGGUCUACAACACAGGCUCCCGCCGCGUGCUCAAAGAGUUUGCCCGCAUCCCGGAUGCAGACGUCAACUUUGAAGGCGAAAUGGAGCGCAUUUUCGAGGCGCUACGUAUCACGGAGCUGCUGAAGCGCAACGCCAGGAACCGGGGGCUCCAGGGUAGGGACCUGAAGAACUUUGAGGGCCUGGUGGCCGAAUUCAAGGAGCGCGUCGUCGAAGACCAGGUUCUAGUAAAGAAAGACGAGCUGGAAGUCAGGAUGCGGAGGGCGGCCUAUCUGCGAUACACGAAUCGGGCGAGUUUCGACAUCGUGGAAGAGAGAUACACGGACAAGGACUGGAAGACGGGGGCGAAGAUUGUGCAAACCGAAUCUCGGACCGAGUCUUCUGGUAGCGCGUCCCCAUUCGAGUGCGAGGUCGCGAACGAGAGAGAGAACGUGAUAGCCUCACCGCUACCAGCAACUCCUGCUGCGCCGGAUCUAAGGCACCUCUGGAAAGGACACAAGAGGAUCGCGAGCGACGGCGAGCUCGAAGAUGUCGUGACCGUCAGUCACAGUCCGUCCCGCAUUCCAAGGAAGCCGACGGGUGUCAUGAAGAGGCAGCCCGCCCAGCUCAGGCUCAUUAUCAAUGAGAAAUCCAGCUCGAAGAGUAUAGGCUCUCCCGUUCUUUCAAGACGGCACCCUAGGCUUCCCGUCAGAUCUCCAGAUAGGUCCAGGCCUCUUCUCAGCCAUGGCAUGCGCCACCCGUCACCCGGGAGAAACAUGUACGAGCACCUCAUUUCGGAUAAUGAUGGCUGGGACUAUGAGGGAAAAGACCCGAAUCUUGCCGUUCGUUCUCCAAUCGCUGAAGAGAGGCCGGACACUCAACCCUUGCCACCCGCUGCGAGCGUCUGGGCGAAGAGGCCCAAGUUGCUCGCGAGUGAGACUGUGAAAGACAGAAAGGUCACUCCAGAGCCUGCUGACACUGGUCACCCUCCUGUCUCUCAGAAGAAGGCCAAGAAGAAGGAGCGUGAGGUGAAGCGCAAGGCUAAGCGGUCUGCUGAGAAGGGGCCUGUAGCCGCAGGCGAGCUGGAGGCUGAGGAUGGGACUCUUACAUUCGAAGUCGAAACUGCCAAGGGACGAGUGGCUAUUGAACCAAUUAGGAUUACACAGUCCAGCAGCACGCUCGAGCUAGAGAGUCAUGCUGAAGAAGAGGAACUCCUAAUCCAGGACAAUUACGCAAAAGUCGAGGUUGCUAAAGAGGCUAAGGCUUCCGCCGCAGCAGAUACAUCCCGGUCACCGACUGCAUCAUCCCCUAGGAUAGCUACGACUCCUCACCUAACGACUUCCGACUCUCUCCCGCCGUUCCCAGUUAUAUCGUACAGCCGCCACGCCGACUGGAAGAAAUACACCCGCUUCCUUCGCGUGGAUGCGCUGUCCUCGCCGGCCUAUACUGCGCAGAUAUCCUGCUCGGGUGAUGCUUCCUGCAUCUUCGAGGUCACCUCCACCCCCGACUGUCCCUUCCAUCCUCCACGCUGCAGCUGCUGCGACCCCUUUCUCGACCAGUGCUACCUUGUCUACCCGUGCCCAGAAGCCUACACCUGUGGCCCAUUCAACCGCAUCCGCGCACAGAAGCUUCUCGAUAUGUAUGAGACACACCCCCAGACAAAGGGUAGACUCAUGCUCAUCGACGAUGACAUGGCCAGCUGGUUCCUUAUCGAACCGAGCCAGCGGCGCAUUGACCGUAAGAACGCGCCACCCGCGGGCACCCCCGAGCGUCUCGUGACCGAAUAUUUCGACUACUACUUCCAGGGUUACGAGAAGGGACCAUUGAUGCAGCAGGAGACGCAGUUCGAGGAGCUGUGGAAUCGGAAUGUGCGGCUUCGACAAUCGCUCUCGAGCACGGAGCUUGGGCAGCUCGCUCUUGAAUUUGAAGCAGGUACCGGGCCCCGUAUGUGCUACUGCUAUGCUGUCCUGCCCGAGGACUUGGACUCGAAGGACAUUGUCGAGUGCAGCUACGUCGGCUGUCCGAAGAAAUACUUCCACCGCGCUUGCGUCACGGGCUUGGGCGCCGACAAGGUUACGCGCUGGUAUUGCACUAUCUGCGAGCCCCUGAUUGGCGAUAUCGCGGCGAAUCUGAUCGAGGACCUGGAUAUGAUGGCGCUGGCUAGGAAUCCGUCCAAGGGUGUUGAGAUAGCGAGGAAGUGCUCCGAUUGCGGGGGUCCGAUGGGUAAUGGCAUGGAUUGAGCUGGGAUGCUGCAGUGUGUUUACCUGUCGCCGGGUUUGGGUUUGGGCGGCGAGCAUGUUGCGCUAUAGUAUCUAGCUAUUAGUGCGGCGCUUGAUCUUCUUAGGGGCAUAGAUGUAGAGCCGCCCCGCAACAUGUGUUCUAUGCACAUCCUUGCUCAUAUUCUUCGUAGCAAAGUUCACAAAAAACAAGCGAUACAUACAUAGACAAGACUGUCUCAUAUCAAUUCAAUGAAAGAAAACUCGCUAAAACCGUCCCCCUCAGCCCAACUAUCCCUUCACCUCGAAAGAAAAUCAAGUCAAGUCAAGCUCUCCUCUC
Molecule: messenger RNA, 3551 nt
Organism: Trematosphaeria pertusa
Lineage: Eukaryota; Fungi; Ascomycota; Dothideomycetes; Pleosporales; Trematosphaeriaceae
Exons: 2
Coding region: 443-3235 (930 amino acids)
Source: RefSeq, a predicted model, not a curated record